This is a messenger RNA of Puma concolor (puma), 1638 nucleotides long. Lineage: Eukaryota; Metazoa; Chordata; Mammalia; Carnivora; Felidae. The record is from RefSeq and is a predicted model, not a curated record.
AUGCUUCUGGCGCGGAUGAAGCCGCAGGUGCAGCCCGAGAACGGCGGGGCGGACCCGGGGCCGGAGCAGCCGGUGCAAGGGCGCAAAGCCGCGGAGCUGUUGGUGGUGAAAGAGCGCAACGGCGUCCAGUGUCUCCUGGCGUCCCGCGAUGGCGACGAGCAGCCCCGGGAGACCUGGGGCAAGAAGAUCGACUUCCUGCUGUCAGUGAUCGGCUUCGCGGUGGACCUGGCCAACGUGUGGCGCUUCCCCUACCUCUGCUACAAGAAUGGUGGCGGUGCCUUUCUGAUCCCGUACACCCUGUUCCUUAUCAUUGCUGGGAUGCCCCUGUUCUACAUGGAGUUGGCUCUGGGCCAGUACAACCGAGAAGGGGCAGCCACAGUGUGGAAGAUCUGCCCGUUUUUCAAAGGAGUUGGCUACGCCGUGAUCCUCAUCGCCAUCUACGUUGGCUUCUACUACAACGUCAUCAUCGCCUGGUCUCUCUACUACCUCUUCUCCUCCUUCACCCUCAAGCUGCCUUGGACCGACUGCGGCCAUGCCUGGAACAGCCCCAACUGCACCGACCCCAAGCUCCUCAACAGCUCUGUGCUGGGCAACCACACCAAGUACUCCAAGUACAAGUUCACGCCGGCAGCAGAGUUCUACGAGCGUGGCGUCCUGCACCUUCACGAGAGCGGCGGGAUCCACGACAUCGGCCUGCCGCAGUGGCAGCUCUUGCUGUGUCUGAUGGUCGUCGUUGUCAUCCUGUUUUUUAGCCUCUGGAAAGGAGUGAAGACAUCAGGAAAGGUGGUGUGGAUCACGGCCACGCUGCCCUACCUCGUGCUGUUUGUGCUCCUGGUCCAUGGCAUCACGCUGCCUGGCGCCUCCAACGGCAUCAACGCCUACCUGCACAUCGACUUCUACCGCCUGAGAGAGGCCACGGUGUGGAUCGAUGCGGCGACCCAGAUAUUUUUUUCCUUGGGGGCUGGAUUUGGAGUCCUGAUUGCAUUUGCCAGUUACAACAAAUUUGACAACAACUGUUACAGAAAGCCCUCUGCUUAUAUGCAGAUGGGAGGCAUGGAGGCCGUCAUCACAGGCCUGGCGGACGACUUCCAGGUCCUGAAGAGACACCGGAAACUCUUCACAUUUGGUGUCACCUUUGGAACCUUCCUUCUGGCCCUGUUCUGCAUAACCAAGGGCGGGAUAUACGUGCUGACCCUGCUGGACACCUUUGCGGCGGGGACCUCCAUUCUGUUUGCCGUGCUCAUGGAAGCCAUCGGAGUCUCCUGGUUUUAUGGUGUGGACAGGUUCAGCAACGACAUCCAGCAGAUGAUGGGGUUCAAGCCAGGCCUGUACUGGAGACUGUGCUGGAAGUUCGUGAGCCCCGCCUUCCUCCUGUUUGUGGUGGUGAUGAGUGUCGUCAACUUCAAGCCACUCACCUACGAUGACUACAUCUUCCCGCUCUGGGCCAACUGGGUUGGAUGGGGCAUCGCGCUGUCCUCCAUGGUCCUGGUGCCUGCCUACAGCAUCUACAAGUUCUUCAGCACGCGGGGCUCCCUUCGGGAGAGGCUGGCCUAUGGCAUCACCCCGGAAAACGAGCAUCACCUGGUGGCCCAGAGGGAUGUCAGGCAGUUCCAACUGCAGCACUGGCUGGCCAUCUGA